This is a messenger RNA of Plenodomus lingam JN3, 1068 nucleotides long. NCBI's taxonomy places the organism in Eukaryota, Fungi, Ascomycota, Dothideomycetes, Pleosporales, Leptosphaeriaceae. The record is from RefSeq and is a predicted model, not a curated record.
AUGUCUGGUACACUUGAGAUCUCAUCGCCAGGUCAGCUGAGCACGCUGCUAUCCUCUUCACGCAUUGUUGUGGUCAAUUGUAAGCAAAUGACAACCCCCGAUACAGCAAACAAACUGUCAAUACUAAUGAUUGCGUGUUACUCAGUCUACAAUGAGAACAACACCUCAAGCACCGCCAUUGCCCCAGUAUAUGAAAAACUAGCCGGUCAACUAUCAAGGGCAAACAGAGUCACCUUUGCGAAAGUUAGCACAGUGAAGCAGGCACAGAUUGCUCAAAGCUACAACAUCACAAACACACCAACCUUCAUCGUCUUCAAGAACAAGCAGCAAGUAAGCAAAUACGGCGGCUCCAACCCCCAACAACUUUCAGAAGCCAUAAAGAAGCUUGCGGCCGAAGCAGAAACCGAUGGUGGCGGCUCUGGAGGUUUCGGCGAGGCAAGCUCAAGCGGCAGUGCAGGGUGGCGAGGCGCCACACUCCCACGUGGAUACAGCGAUGUUACAGAUUCAGUAGAUGUUCGAGGCCUGGAUCUUCUGAACGCAGAUAGUGACUUUGGUGGCGUUCGGACGCUCUUCGAGACAUCUCCGCCUUCAGCAUUAAACAAAGGCAAGGCGGCAGCAUCAGGUUCAGAGGGAAGCAAGGAUUGGAUUGAGAGCGAUGUGGACAAUCAGCUCAUGCUCUAUAUACCAUUCACCGCAAACCUGAAGGUCCAUACAAUUCACAUCACGUCUUGCGUAUCAGACGACGACGACGACGACGAAGCGCCCUGUCGGCCCAAGACGAUUCACAUCUGGACCAAUCGCCAGCACAACCUUGGAUUCGAGGAGGCCGAGGAUGUUCCAGCGACACAGACCAUCGAGCUUAAGAAUUCGGAUUGGGACACGGAGACUGCAACAGCCAAGUUGGAACUGCGGUUCGUCAAGUUCCAGAACGUCUAUUCAUUGGUCCUCUUUGUCGCCGAUGCCGAUGGCGAUAGUGAGAAGACACGUAUAGAUAGGAUACGCUUGAUUGGUGAGACUGGAGAGAAGCGUGAGAUUGGGAAACUGGAGAAGAUCGGCCAGGAUGAUUGA